UUGGCUCAACCAACGAACACGGUAAUAAGAAUUUCCUAAAUCGAAUAAAGUUGUUUUCAAUUGCAAACCCUGAACGCGAAACUUCUCGUUACACGUUAACAUAUUGGAUAGAUACCUGACAUGCUCUCUCACUGUGAACCAAUUAAAAUUUAUUUGCUUCAUACCCGUCACAUCUGCGUAUAAUUGACAAUCUAUGACCUGCGAUUUUACAUUUGGGAAAUGUGUCUAUUUGUACAUACAGUCCUUUCAUAAUUGCAAUGUUUCAUGGAAUGUUUGUUUCGAAUGCUGAUUGUCAACACAAUACUGUUGACAAAAUGUUAUGCGCUAAUUGAAUCUAUUCUUCUGCAUGUUCAUUGCUGCGGUGUAUUUUAUAUGAUGUCCUAUUACACGAAUUUUAAGGUUUAAUACUGUGUAAUUUAUAUAAAAUAAUGUGACUUUCUUACUAAAGUUGUUGGUUAUUAAAGUAAAUCAUAAACAGAUUUUAGUCUAAGUCCAUAGCACACCUACUCUAAAUCUAUGUCCAAAGUAAAUUCAGUUUGAGAUUGCAAAACUUCACACUGUGCUCGGCUUAUCAUGAAAUUUAUGAUUUUAAUAGUAAUAAAGUCACAACGAAAUUUAUUUAUGCACUAAAAUUCAUCGCCGCCGCAAUUUGAGAGAAUGUUGCAUUUCGUAGUUUUGAAUUUAAUAUUAUUGUCGCUUGUUGAAUCUGUACCUGACAAUAGAGAUGACUCUGGUGAGGUCAGAGACAUUGACGCGGGGCUUCUAUCCAAUCUGAGGAAUGAUGCUAACUUAGACCUAUCUGUAGACGAAGAGUACGAAGAUCUAAGAGCGGAGUUGCUGGCUUACCAUACCGCUUUUGCUUCGCUUGCGUCUCAACCGGAUACUCGGAGAUCGAUGAUGACAACUCCGUGCUGGACACUCGGUGGAAUCUGCAUUAACUACAGAUUAUGCACUGGAUACCGCUUCCUGACCGAAGUCCCAGGCUGUAAAGACAAAUUAAACGUGUGCUGUUUCACAUGGAACCGUUUUCAUGUAAAAGACAUGACGCAUAAAGGCAUCAGUAAUCUAGCUAUGCCCUGGUCUGUGCAACAAGACUUUGGAGGCGAGGGCAUCAAAGAAGUAAGCAAACCGACGAAAAAGAAAAAAUCCAAGAAACGCGUAAAACCAGAUGCGAAGAAAACCUUGGCACUUAUAAUAUCGAAAUAAAUACGGUUUCAAUAGAUUUUUGAUAUAACUUAAAGAAAAAUCAAUGCAUUAUAUUUACUAAAUAGAAAGAAGCAAAUUGUUCAGAAAGAUAUUACAUUUAUUAUGUAGAAACAUACCCGAAAUGUCUGCAAGCAUUACAAGCGAGUUAGCAAAGAGAAUUUAAAAAGGUAUUUUUAAUUUCGAACGCCAAUAAACUUCUAGAUUUGAUUGGUUCAGAUUCAAUCAACAACUACAGCUUAUCUGCCGAGCUGUACGCUUAAUUUAAAUGGAUUAUAAAAUAUCUAUUCCGGUUGCUUUCGUAUAUAGCCAAUCCCACAAUAAUGUUUUUGCUAUGGUGCAUUGUUCUAGUAAAUCAUUGUUUUAAUUCAAGAGCUAAAAUGGUUUUAUCAACUUUACCAACCAGAUUACCAGACUCAUACAAAGAUGUGUUUAAAGCAGGAAACAGCGGGAAGCCCACAUUGGGUAAUACAGCGGCGACUUGCUGGGCUCGCGGAGGCGUCUGCAGGGACGUGAGAGACUGUCCCGAGCUGAAAAUUGAUGUCUCUGUGGCUGGCUGCGCUUGGGGAUACAAAGUGUGUUGUAAAAUGUUCAAAUUCGGCUCGCCAUCGGUCGGUCUUGUUAGGAAACGAGGCGUUAUAUUUACAGCCGAUGUGCAUUCACUGGAAGAUGUUGCUUUGAGAAAUUCUUUGCGGCUUCGUAAUAGAUAAUUACGUGAUUAAUAAAAGGACGAAGAUUUACUUUAAAUGUGAUUUGUCAAUAAAGAGGUCUUGAUUUAUAAAAUUUAUUUAAACACAAAA
Manduca sexta (tobacco hornworm) is the source of this 2003-nucleotide messenger RNA. RefSeq lists its product as uncharacterized. The record is from RefSeq and is a predicted model, not a curated record. Lineage: Eukaryota; Metazoa; Arthropoda; Insecta; Lepidoptera; Sphingidae. The transcript is spliced from 3 exons. Bases 658 to 1206 code for a protein of 182 amino acids.